Messenger RNA from Ruditapes philippinarum (Manila clam), 1205 nucleotides. RefSeq lists its product as uncharacterized. The annotation marks the transcript as partial. The transcript is spliced from 7 exons. NCBI's taxonomy places the organism in Eukaryota, Metazoa, Mollusca, Bivalvia, Venerida, Veneridae. The record is from RefSeq and is a predicted model, not a curated record.
GAUGGCAGAGUUGUCUUAUAUUGAGAUGUAUAUAGGACGUAAAGUCUUGGAGGGAAAUAACGUUGCACUCAAGAAGUAUAUGCAUCCUGAUCCCGUAAUUGAUUGUAAAACAAACUUUGUAUUACUCACCGACACCGACAGAAAAAGUAUCAAGGGUAAAGACCUUACUGAUAAGAAUGACACAAUAUUGAAGAAAGCAAUAUCCAAAGGUGCUAAAGGUUACACAGAUUUUAAAGAGCGUCUUAGAAAGACUCGGCAAAGAGAUUUGCUAGAGCUGAUCGUUUGUGCAGAGAAUGGACGCGACACAAAAGAGAUAGAGGAUCGGCUUGAGAAAAUUGCGGCGUUACGUCUAGGAAAUUUGAAGCACAAAUGUGAAGAACUGGAGAUGAAAGAGUCGUCUAAUAUUGAUAUGCAUAUGGGACGUCAAGUGAUAAAUAGGAAAUAUGAUGCACUCAAGAAGUAUAUGCAUCCUGAUCCCGUAGUUGAUUGUAAAACAGACUUCGUAUUACUAACCGACACAGACAGAAAAAGUAUCAAGAGUUAUAACCUUACUGAUAAGAUUGACACAAUAUUGAAAAAAGUAAUAUCCAAAGGUGCUAAAGGUUACACAGAUUUUAAAGAGCGUCUAAGAAAGACUAGGCAGACUGAAUUGUUAGAUUUGAUCGUGUGUGCAGAAAAUGGACAGCAAACAAAAAAGACAGAGGAUCGGCUUGCAGGGUAUAUCAAGCAUAAACUAGCUGUACAAUCUACAGUACUAGAAAUGGACGUUUGGCGAAAAGUCUUCGAUCAAAGCACGGGGAAACUUAAAACAUAUCUCAUCCCCGAUGAAAUCAUUCACCUGGACACAGGGUUCGAAUUAUUCUCCUUCACUGACAUACGGGACAUAAAGGAAGAGACGAAUACAACAAAGAAAAACGAAGUUAUUUUGACAAAAGUAAGAUCCAAAGGCGUUUUUGCUUACAUACACUUCAAAGAACUUCUUAAAAUAACAAAUCAGAGCAAACUUGCAGACCUUUUGACUUAUACAGAGAGGGGAUUAAAUACAGAGGAGAUAGAACAACAACUUGACAAAAUGUUAGAAGAACAAAUAACACGUACGGUAUAUGAUAAACAAAAAAGAGAUGAAACAAGGCAGGACAUACAGAAUAAUGGAAACAUUUUUCAGAGGUUUUUUGAGAGGAUACGUUAUCAUCUGAUGAAAACAA